Aspergillus aculeatus ATCC 16872 is the source of this 2206-nucleotide messenger RNA. RefSeq lists its product as uncharacterized. The coding region runs from base 347 to 1831 and encodes 494 amino acids. NCBI's taxonomy places the organism in Eukaryota, Fungi, Ascomycota, Eurotiomycetes, Eurotiales, Aspergillaceae. The transcript has 3 exons. The record is from RefSeq and is a predicted model, not a curated record.
CUACCUCUCCCCUCAUCUCUCAUAGUUCCUUUUGUAUUCGUGUCUGACUGCUUGCCUAGCUUCAGGGCCCUCAUUUUGUACACGACCAUUCAUAACCUCAAUAUCAUAUCGAACAAACAAGAGAAGGUGAUUGGGAAUUCGCACUACCUCCUUGCGAAGAAAAGAAUUGUUUUGAUCUCUCGCCAUCAAAACAUAUUUUCAUUCCCGAUGCUCCUUGUUGUAUGACUUGCCCAGUUGUUUCAAACCUUCAAACCUAUUCAUUCGUCCUUGCGACCCAAGGUUGAGAGCUGGCCUCUUAUACCUUCGAGCUCUUGCUACAUUCGGCCUACUGCAAACCCGUUCACAGAUGUCUAUGUCCGGAGAGAGCCAGAAAAGUUUGCCUCAAACUUAUGAAGCCGUGUCCCCGAUUGAUAUCGUUAGUGGCCGUAAUAUUGGCGCAAUGUUCCCACCCAACGUCGCCCUUCAGGAGCGGAAGUCUUCUGAAUCAUCAACUUCUUCGCUUAAAGCUUGUCGUUUGACUCGUUUUGCAGAGGCAGAAACUAUUCAUUCUCCUGCACACGCCGCAGAUCUAGAACAGUCGCCAUUCGCAGACCCACCUGAGGCCUUCCAAACUCUCCCCAAUGUGUCCGACGUGGGUUUUGGCUAUGUCGCUGCGAGUGAUCCGGCGCACCAUGCCUCGCAUCACGACGUCCCAUCCCCGGGUCUAAAGAGCGCACUCAAAGUUCCUGGCACCCCAGGACGAACCCUCAAUCCAUUGAGUCCGACCUUUCGGGAAGAGUUCUACGUGGAAAAGCAAGAAAAGGUCACCGAGAAGGAGAAUGCUAGAGAUCUUCGCAUCAAACUGCGUGUUCGCGUGGCCAAGGUUUUCCUCCGCUUCAUCAAUUUUGGAUGCAGUCUGAUCGUCCUGACGAUACUGGGUACAACACUGACCGUCUUCCAUGCGACCAAGUCGAUUCCUGAGCGGAAUACCUUCCCGCCAUGGGAGACUGGUACAAAUCCUUGGCCGCAAUAUCUGCUGCUGGGGGUUUCGUGUAUCUCUUUGCUUGCCUGUCUCGCAGUAUUCUGGGGCUACUGGAAAGGUGGUCACAAACGUGCGGAGAAGUUUGCCCUAUACUAUUCGUCAAUCACAGUUGGCGUUUUUGUCUUUGAUCUGGUGAUGUGGAUUGUGGCCGCCGCCAUAUUUCAGCACUCCAAGUCCAGUGGGAACAACAAAGAUCUCUGGGGAUGGUCUUGUGUUCACAACGAACGAGAGCAGCUAUUUCAAGACCAGAUUGAUUACGCGCUCCUUUGCCGCUUGCAGGAUUGGGGACUGGUCUGUGCCGUGAUCGAGAUCGUCUUGGAAAUACUGGUGCUCCUGGUCUAUGUGGUCGUUGCGUACCGUUUCUGGACCAAAAGAAAGCUGGCCAGGUCCAUGGACCGCCGCGAUCGCGCUAGAACAGAUUUGUACAUGGCCCAGCUCCGACAGUCCGCGCCGAACACUCCUAGAUUUUCUCAUACGCCUAAGGCGCCUAUUGUAUCAACAGGCAUGCCCCAGGACACCCUCACGCAAGAUCCCUACUCCGCAGCAGAGAAUGGAGAGGUAUAUGCUACUCAGUUUGCCUACCAGCCAACCGAGACCAAAUCCCAAGCACCUUUCCAACUCAAGCCUCCGCCCAUCCGGGUUCAGCAUGCGACCCCUCAGCCAGCUCAAGAAGAGUUCCAUGCACCUGCUCCGAUCCCUACUACCUCAAGUCAUCACAUGACGGCGGCACCCGGCGAACGUACCUACGAGAAUGUACCUAUCCCCGAGGCAUACAAGAGCCCCAUGAGCCCUGGAUUUCUCCGGGGGUGAGUUAGAUAGUUGGAGAUAAUCAUGACGAAAAAUGAUGGAAUGAAACCCACACGCAUCUGGCUUGAAUACCAAUUUUGCUGACUACUAGGUCUGGGAAGCUUUGCUGGAGGCCCCGGUCGUGAUCGAGCAUAAGCCUGCCCUUACUUCCCUCUUCACCAAGCACCUCCCAAUACUUCCAUAUCCUAGAUAGUCGAUUUUGUGGAGAGAUCUGUGUGCACCUCUCCCUCCAGCUCCCUUGUUGGUCUCAACUGCCGCUUCCUUUCGAGCCGAUCUACCUCAAUCGUUUCUGAUUCUUUCUUUAUUGAUACGUAAUUCGAAUUGAUACCACGUUCGCAUGUACCUACAGUGUCUCACUUUAUAGCUCUGUGUUAUUGG